UAGAGAAAUAGUAUAAUAACAUUGCACACACAAAUAAAUUGAUAUAAACUUAACUAGCUACGGAGUAGUAAAUUAAACCAAAUAAUUAAAGAUGGACAAGUUUUCAGAGUAUAGUUCAUGGCUUGCAGCUCUUAUGUUCUGUUGGACGUUAUAUCGUCAUUACCUCCCUUCCAAAAUACGUGAGUCCAUUGAGUAUUUUAGCAGCCGUUUUACACACAAAUUUGCUAAUUAUUUCUCCCCUUACCUAGAUAUUACCUUCAAUGAGUACACUGGUCGUUUCACUCGAAGCGAAGCUUACACGGCCAUCCAAAACUACCUCAGUGAUAAGUCUUCCGCCAAAGCCAAAAGCAUGAAUGCUGAUUAUAUCCAAGAUAGUAAGUCCUUGUUGCUUAAAUUGGGGGAUAAUGAGGAGAUCAUGGAUGUCUAUGAUGGUAUUCAAGUCUGGUGGUCUUUCAAAAAAGAAGAAUCCAGUCAGCCAUCCUUCUCUUUCUUUCCAACUACCCCUGAAAAAAGAUCCUACACACUGGUGUUUCAUGGCAAAUACAGAAAGUUAAUACUAGACAAAUAUUUGCCAUAUGUUUUAGAGGAAGGAGAAUCAAUCGCAGUUCAAAAAAGGAGGCGAAAAUUGUUUACAAACAAUGCAAGUGGUGAAGAAGGUAUGUGGGAUCACAUUGAGUUCAAACACCCUGCAAGAUUCGAGAUGUUGGCAAUGGAGGAAUCUAAGAAACAAAUGAUUCUUGAUGACUUACAAUGGUUCAAGAGCGCGGAAAAGUAUUACGCGCAAAUUGGAAAGCCAUGGAAGCGAGGCUAUCUUCUUUAUGGUCCCCCUGGGACUGGCAAAUCAACUCUAGUAGCAGCAAUGGCUAAUCUUCUAGACUACGACAUCUACGAUCUUGAAUUGACAGCGGUUAAGGAUAACAAUCAACUAAGAAGGUUAUUAAUUGAAACCACUUGUAAGUCCAUCAUUUUGAUAGAAGAUAUAGAUUGUUCAUUGGAUUUGACAGGUCAAAGAAACAAGAAAAAAGCAAGAGAUGAGGAAAAUAAUGAUGAAAAAGAUCCAUUGAAGAGUAAACUUGUAAAAGAUAAAGUUGAAAGUGAAAAGAAAGGAAGUGACGUUACUUUGUCUGGUUUGCUAAACUUCAUUGACGGAAUAUGGUCAGCUUGUGGAGAAGAAAGAAUCAUCGUGUUUACUACCAAUUAUAUGGACAAACUUGAUCCGGCUCUAGUACGACCAGGCAGAAUGGAUGUUCAUAUUGAGUUGUCAUAUUGUAGAUAUGAUGCAUUCAAGGUGUUGGCUAAGAAUUAUUUGAAACUCGAAUCACAUUCAUUGUUCCAACCUAUUGAGAGAUUGUUAAAGGAAACAAAUAUUACUCCUGCGAGUGUAGCCGAGAAUUUGAUGCCUAGAUCACUCAAAACUACUACUGUUGAGGCUUGUUUGCGGAAUUUAGUUGUACUCCUUGAAAAGCCAAACCAAGAAAACAAGUUGAAAUCUGAGCAAGAAACUAUGUUGGAUAGUGGAGUGAAGUCAACAGUGACCUCAGAGGAGUCAUCCAAGGAGGAAACUUCCUAAGAAAAAAUCGAGGUCGGUUUUGAUAGAAUUAUUGCCUCGACCAAAAAUGAGCGUUGAAAAUAUUGUUUCAGAGUUACACCCACCUUUUUUUUAUUAAGUGGUGUAUUUUUUAUAUUCGGCCAAAUUUUAUUAGGUGGUGCACUUAUCAUUUAUGUAAACUUUCCCUCUUAUUUUAUAAUUUGCUUCUUUUUCA
This is a messenger RNA of Spinacia oleracea (spinach), 1763 nucleotides long. RefSeq names its product AAA-ATPase At3g28580. The transcript is spliced from 2 exons. The coding region runs from base 92 to 1570 and encodes 492 amino acids. NCBI's taxonomy places the organism in Eukaryota, Viridiplantae, Streptophyta, Magnoliopsida, Caryophyllales, Amaranthaceae. The record is from RefSeq and is a predicted model, not a curated record. Gene Ontology annotation, molecular function: ATP binding; ATP hydrolysis activity.